This is a messenger RNA of Odocoileus virginianus texanus, 1348 nucleotides long. The record is from RefSeq and is a predicted model, not a curated record. Lineage: Eukaryota; Metazoa; Chordata; Mammalia; Artiodactyla; Cervidae.
AGAUGCAAAGUACCUAAAACUACUGGGCUUUAUUUUUUUUUUUAAGGUUGGAAUUGCAGCAUGCCAAAUUGCAAGAGCUUAUGGCUUAACGGUUUUGGGCACAGCUAGUACUGAGGAAGGACAAAAGAUUGUUUUGCAAAAUGGAGCCCACAAAGUGUUUAAUCACAAAGAAGCUAAUUAUAUUGAUAAAAUUAAGAAAUCUGUUGGUGAAAAAGGAGUUGAUGUGAUUAUUGAAAUGUUGGCUAAUGUAAAUCUUAGUAAUGAUUUGAAUCUUUUGUCACAUGGAGGACGAGUAAUAGUUGUUGGCAGCAGAGGCACUAUUGAAAUAAACCCACGGGACACCAUGACAAAGGAAUCUAGCAUAAAAGGAGUUACUCUGUUUUCAUCCACCAGGGAGGAAUUUCAGCAGUUUGCAGCAGCCCUUCAAGCCGGAAUGGAAAUUGGUUGGUUGAAACCAGUAAUAGGUCCCCAGUAUCUACUGGAGAAGGCUACCCAGGCUCAUGAAAAUAUCAUUCAUAGCAGUGGAGCUAUUGGAAAAAUGAUUCUUCUCUUAAAAUGAUCAAUCCUUCCAUUGAUUUCUUGUGUAAUUAGAGGUUUCAUAUCUCAGUCUUAUAUACACUGUGUUUGCUCUACUUAGCAUUCAUUUGAUUCAGUGAGUUUCUUAACAUUUAAAAAAAAGGUUUUUCUUUAGUGAUCAUAAGCAUUGAAGUACUGUUUAUUUUAUAGCUGGCAACUUUCUUUAUGCCUUCUGCUUCUCAUCAAGGAAUCAUUGUAGUAGGAAAUAGGAUGUUAGUGGUCACUUGGCAUUGGAGGACAUUACAGAAAUUCCUAACCGAUACUCAUCAUUAAUCCAUACCUUUGACUAAAACAUACUAAUUCAAAAUAGGACUGCUUGAUUUCCAAGCCUACUUCUCCUUAUAAAGGUUCUUUAAUCUCUUAUUAGCCCAGAACUAUAUUGGACUCUGAUGAUUCUCUGGAAUAAAUGAGACCCCUUGGCCAAACUAAUCUCACCUAAAUCUACAAGUCUCUCAGAAAGGCAAGAUAAACAGUGUCCAGAGAAAUUUGUUAUUUUUCCAAUAUUCCCAAUAUUUUAAGAUAUUUACUAGGUUAAUUAGCCACAUAUUCUGUGAGAACAGCAGCUUUCUCUCUGCUAUAAUGAUACUGGGUGCAUAGUUUCCAAAUAGAAAUGUAUUGAUUGAUUCAACUUCAAAGUAAAUUUAGAAUUAUCUCUUUGUGUGAUUGGGAUCAUAGAUUUUUAUUUAAAUUAGUCAAAUUAGAUGCAUUAAGAAUGAUAUGCUUUUGUUAUUAUAACAUGGUGAUUGCAAUAAAUUCUAGAGGCAAUUGAAAA